AUGCACGGCGUUUGUCUUCAACAAGGGAUGACGCGAACGUCGUCGACGGUCAAUUUUACUCAAGCGAGUACUUCUUCAUCGUCGAGAAAGACAAUCGCGAUGCCAUUUCCGAGAUCGCGAGGCAGAGGAGGGAAGGCUUCAACGACGCGCGACGCCGUGGCUGAGCCAUCGCAACAAGAACAAACGUUCCAAAGACGACCGGAAGAUGUCGUUCGAUCGAAUGGGAAAGAGGUUGAACUAUUCGCCUUAGAAGCGUGCGUGAAAAGACAGGAGAGCGGCCAGUUGGCUCCGAAAGUGAACGUCGUGCCGUCUAUAUUAGAUCCAGCGUUUGAGCGUUGCCGAGAAGUCACCGCAGAGUACGCGAAGACGUUUUAUCUAGGAACAAAAUUGAUGACGCCGGAGAAACAACGGGCAAUUUGGGCGAUUUACGUCUGGUGCAGACGUACGGACGAGUUAGUAGACGGGCCGAACGCGUCGCACAUUACGCCAGAGGCUUUGGAUAGAUGGGAGGAGCGCUUGGAGAAUAUUUUUGCCGGGAAACCGAUGGACGUUAUCGAUGCGACGUUGGCGGAUACCGUGAGUAAGUUUCCGGUUGAUAUCCAACCGUUUCGAGAUAUGGUUGAUGGUAUGAGAAUGGAUUUGGUAAAACCACGGUACGAAACGUUCGAUGAGUUGUACGAGUAUUGCUAUCGCGUGGCUGGUACUGUUGGCUUGAUGUCCAUGCCGAUUAUGGGCGUGGAUGAAAACUAUAAAGGCGACUUACAGUCGGUGUAUAAAGCGGCGUUAUCGUUGGGAUUAGCGAACCAGUUGACGAACAUUCUCAGAGAUGUUGGAGAAGAUGCGAGAGAGCGUAAUCGCAUUUACGUUCCCUUGGAAGAUUUGGCUAAGUUUGGCAUCACCGAAGGUGAAGUGUUGACGGGAUUGGUACAAAACGGGAAAGUGGACGAACGCUGGGUGAAGUUUAUGAAGUUUCAAAUCGCGAGGGCGCGAGAGUGCUUUGCUUCCGCGGAAGCCGGCGUAAACUGUUUGAAUAAAGACGCGAGAUGGCCGGUAUGGUCCGCGCUGGACGUAUACAGAGAUAUUUUAGAUGCCAUCGAGGCGAACGGAUACGACAACUUCACGCAAAGAGCGUACGUACCAAAGAUGCAAAAGUUUGCGAUGUUGCCGACAAGUUUCGCAAAGGCGCAACAAGGGCCGACGGAAGAGCAGCAAAAGGGUCGCUGGAACGAGUAA
Bathycoccus prasinos is the source of this 1233-nucleotide messenger RNA. Its product is annotated as phytoene synthase. The transcript has a single exon. The coding region runs from base 1 to 1233 and encodes 410 amino acids. Gene Ontology annotation, biological process: carotenoid biosynthetic process. Gene Ontology annotation, molecular function: geranylgeranyl diphosphate synthase activity. Lineage: Eukaryota; Viridiplantae; Chlorophyta; Mamiellophyceae; Mamiellales; Bathycoccaceae. The record is from RefSeq and is a predicted model, not a curated record.